AUGGUUGACUGCUCACAGUCCCUCGUAAACCACCAUGUGCUUCAUCUCGCUGUUCUCUGCUUGGUGUUCAACUGCGGGCGGUCUCUGCCAUAGGGGUGAUGAUGUAGGCAGACAACCGAGGUCACGUGCUCGCACAUCACCCAUUCCAAGAGUCGGCUCAACCUCGCUGCAUCCCAAAGGAGCACACCGGCGAACAGACCUGCUUCAAGGCAUCACGUCAAAACACGAGAGCAUGAAACCAGUGAUGAUGUCUGAUUGUCCUGCCGUGGGCCCGUGAAGGGCCAGCGGAGAGACAUGGAGCAGCACUUUUGAUCAAG
Messenger RNA from Microdochium trichocladiopsis, 317 nucleotides. RefSeq lists its product as uncharacterized. Lineage: Eukaryota; Fungi; Ascomycota; Sordariomycetes; Xylariales; Microdochiaceae. The transcript has a single exon. The coding region runs from base 35 to 277 and encodes 80 amino acids. The record is from RefSeq and is a predicted model, not a curated record.